AUGGCCAACUACAAGGCAGGAAGGAUCAUCCCACAAGAAUACACAAAACAACAAGUCAAGAAGUUGCUACAUGAGGCCAAGUUCUUCUUCUGGGAUGAACCAUUUCUAUUCAAAAGAUGCCCAGAUGGAAUGAUAAGAAGGUGUGUACCAGAGGUUGAGAUGAAGGACAUACUAUGGCAUUGUCACAACUCAAGCUAUGGUGGCCAUUUUGGAGCUGAAAGAACUGCUGCAAAGGUGCUUCAAAGUGGGUUCUACUGGCCUUCCAUCUUCAAGGAUGCUAGAGACUUUGUGAGCCAUUGCAAUGAAUGUCAAAGAACAGGAGGUUUGACAAAGAAAAAUGAGAUGCCUCAGAAGUUCAUUUUGGAAGUGGAGCUCUUUGAUUUGUGGGGAAUAGACUUCAUGGGACCCUUUCCUCCAUCCUACACAUUCAAAUAUAUUUUGGUGGCAGUGGAAGAGCUAAAGAGGAUCCUGGAGAAAACUGUGAGAGCAACAAGAAAGGAUUGGGUUCGAAAGCUGGAUGAUGCACUUUGGGCAUACAGAACAGCAUUCAAAACGCCCAUAGGAAAAUCUCCAUUUCAGCUGGUGUAUGGGAAGGCAUGUCAUCUCCCUGUGGAGCUUGAACACAAGGCCUUUUGGGCCACCAAACUUUUAAAUUUAGAUGCUCAAGCAGCAGGAGAAAAGAGGUUACUACAACUCAAUGAAUUAAAGGAAUUCAGAUUGGAGGCAUAUGAAAAUGCCAGAAUAUACAAAGAAAGAGCAAAAAUGUGGCAUGACAAGAGGAUCUCCCAAAGAACAUUCGAACCAGGCCAAAAAGUGUUGCUAUUCAACUCAAGACUGAAGAUCUUCCCUGGAAAGCUCAGGUCUAGAUGGACUGGUCCAUACACCAUCACCAAAGUAUCACCUCAUGGCUAUGUGGAAUUACUUGAUGAAGCUUCAAAACAGACUUUCACAGCUAAUGGGCAUAGGGGAAGUGAAAGAAAGAAGUGA
Molecule: messenger RNA, 987 nt
Organism: Arachis ipaensis
Lineage: Eukaryota; Viridiplantae; Streptophyta; Magnoliopsida; Fabales; Fabaceae
Source: RefSeq, a predicted model, not a curated record